AUGAGUCUUCAGCCGCAUAAGGAAUGGCGUUUUAUCAUCUACACAAUUCCGCCGUUGACUGGCGUUGCUUCCCUUGGAGCAUCCUACGUCUGGACUCGUCGAGCGAAAUCCAUCCUUUACUGCCUCCUUUCCCUCUCCCUUGUCCUUUCAACCUUGGUUUCGUUCGCGAUCUCAUUCCUUAUCCUUCUACCUAUUUCCAUGGCCAACUACCCAGGCGGAGCAGCCAUGAAGCAAGUGCAUGUUCUCGCCCAUAACACUCAACCAGUCAUUACCGUCCACAUGGACACAUUAACAUGCCAAACCGGAGCAACUCAUUUCUUGGAAAUGCCAAUUCCCAGGUCCCCAAUGAUCUAUCUCCCUGGCUCGAACGAUGGUAGCUUUCCCGAACUCAAAGCCGGAGAGUCCAGAUGGAUAUAUGACAAGACAGAAAGCGAAAUUGAAAAGAGAAACUCUGAAUUUUGGGGUCAUAUUGAUUAUGCCCUUGUUGAAGACGAGUCGGUUCUCCGUGGAAUGGGUAAUUGGAGGCUUAUUGAUAACGCUUAUGGAUAUGAUGGGAUCCGCAUUGUUCGGCCAGGUACUGAUAACUGCUACGCGUGUGGUGUCGAGACUAUGAUCUUGCGGACAUUCUUUGGGGAUACAGGAGUUGAUUAUUGGGAAUCGUUCAAGGCGGGUGCAAGGAAACAUAUUACACGUGGCUGGUGGGUUGAAGCUCGGUUGGCCCCAAAGAUCAGGAUCAUGAAACAUAUCAGAUGA
Messenger RNA from Trichophyton verrucosum HKI 0517, 753 nucleotides. RefSeq names its product alpha-1,6-mannosyltransferase subunit (Ecm39), putative. The record is from RefSeq and is a predicted model, not a curated record. Bases 1 to 753 code for a protein of 250 amino acids. NCBI's taxonomy places the organism in Eukaryota, Fungi, Ascomycota, Eurotiomycetes, Onygenales, Arthrodermataceae. Gene Ontology annotation, cellular component: endoplasmic reticulum membrane. Gene Ontology annotation, molecular function: alpha-1,6-mannosyltransferase activity. Gene Ontology annotation, biological process: protein N-linked glycosylation. The transcript has a single exon.